ACCUUCGGGUCUUCGCUUCACUUUCACGUCGGCUUUAUUUUUAAGCGGCGCCACAAUACCCGAGUGUGUAGUAUUUCUGGUAAAAACUUGUAUGAAAAACUGAAAAUAAACGUCCUAUAUUGGUUCAUCCAUGCCGCUCAAGGAUCAGUCAAACUCGACGGUCAUGAAACCGGCAGUAGAUGAGAUGUUUCCGGAGGGCGCGGGACCCUACGUUGAUUUGGACGAGGUUUGUUAGCUUAAUGACUGAAUUUCACGUUAGCUCAGUAAUAGAUUCAAACAGCGAGUUUACACAGGUACAUUUUCCCUAACGUUGUUUUCCUGUCCUUAUUACCGCUUUCAGAAACUCAACUUGUAGUUCAGUUCAACCUUACCUGCGACAUUAUCACACUAACGCCAAUUCAGCGCUAGUUUGUCGAACGUUACAUUCUCCAAAGGUUAUUAUUGUUUGUAACGGUCAUUUUUUUAACGGUUAUCUGCUAUUGACGGCCAUUAUUUGAAGAGUUUUUCGUCACGGUUUUUUUUGGAAGUGGCUUUAACUGUUCACUGUUGCUGCUCUUCAUGGGUAAAGGUUAAUUGACAAUACUUUCAUUGGCACGAUAAAUUUGAGUAGGGGAGAGUGGGGUAAGUUGAGCCACCCAUGGUCAAAGAAAUUGAUCAUGUGACCAAAUAUUUAGGAGAUGGGCAUCAAUUCAUGGAGUCUGUGAAGGUUAGAAGCACAUGGGUGAAGGGGUUAGACAUUUAUUUACAAAAAAACCCCCAACAUUUUUCACUCUUGAAAGUGAAUUUAGUUUGUCUUAAGUUUUAUUAGAAUUGUGUUCAGACCAAAAAAGAUCAUUUUAAAUUUGUUUUCUACAUCAGUUGUGGUAUCUAUGAGCUACAACAUGAGGUCAAAAACCGAGCAUAAAAGUCCACCAUUUUAGUUUAGAGGACUAAUAAAGUCAUAAUAGUGGUUCUGGGUUAACAGAGAAAGUAAAGGAGUCUGAUGAGAGGAUCAGAGUUUCAGUUCAGAUUGUUGAAAUGUUUUUACUUUUUCUUUUUAAAAAUACAGCUGUGAAUAUUCUGAAUCACUUAAAGGCAUUCUCAUGUUAAAAUGGAUUUAUACAAAACAGCUUUUUAGCAGUUAUGCAAUGAUAAUAGAAAUAAUUAUUGUACCAGUUGAAUAGCAUAUAAUAGAUAAAAAUACACAUGAAUGUGAAGAAGUGACUGUUAUUUAGGGAGAGAGAAGGUGAGGGAGGGCUGAGGUAGUAGAGAUACGGCUCAACUUACCCACUCCUAUGGUCAACUUACCCCAUACACAGGGUAAGUUGACCAAGGGAGACCACUUUUUUUUGGCAUGCUAUAUCAGUGUAAACAGUUAUGUUUACACUCAUUCUGUUGGUUUGCAGGGAUGCACAACAUCUUGAAAUAUAUCCAGAUACACUAGUUAGAGACAAAACUAUGAUUGACUUGAUGUCGUGAUCCAAAAUAUGAAAAAUGGCUCAUCUUACCCCACUCUCCCCCACGUUUUUAUUUCAUUUUAAGAAUUUUCACUGUUUUAUCAUUUACAUUUUAUAGAUUAAAAAAAAGACAAAAUAGACUAUGAUAGCAUUUAUAAGUGGAAAUAUCACAUUUAAACAGAGUUUGUAAGAUAACUAAACAAAACCAUCCAGUUGAGUUGCUGGUAAACUUUUUACUGACUUCUCUGGAUUCUUUCUGUGCCUCUGAGCUGCAUGAUUGUCCUCUGGCAGGCUGGGGGAAGCACAGGACUGCUGAUGGACCUGGCUGCCAAUGAAAAGGCGGUUCACUCAGACUUCUUCAACGGUAAACAACUUUUUAAAAAACAUUUACAACUUGCAAUGCAUUACCUUCGCAUGCCACAGACUAAGAUUUCCAACAGUGUAAAUCUUUAAAGGAAUUAAUUCUUAUUUUUUAAAGAAUUUAUACAUUACAACUGUAUCAAGCAUUUUGAUAAUCAGACGUCAGGAAAAAUUGGAUCUGAUGAGAAGAUGCAGGAAUUUCUGAACAGACUUUAUUUUAGGAAGUUUAAAGUUUGAGUGGACUACUGAACUGAUUGACCUGUAUUUGUCUGCGGUCACUUAACCAUAACAUGAAUGGUGUUUGAGAGUAAACUGCCAAAAGUUCUGUGUGGCCCUACACCCUGUAAAUACUACCGCACCAUUAGUUUUUGGUGUGUGGUGAUACAUGGAGUGAUAUUUGAGACAGUAGGUAGAGAGUACACUUUUGCUGCAAAUGUUUUUCUAAUUGGAUACCCUGUGUUUCACCAAUGCCAAGAUGAAACACUUUAUUACUCCAGUUACUGCCCUCACCUGUUGAGAGUUAGGGGCCAGUAGUUACUGAUCAGCGUUGUUACAUGCAUUUUUUCUACUUCUCUGGCAAAUAAGUAGCUGGUUUAGUGUGACCACUGGUUGUUAAUUGGUGUUUCAGAUUACUAACAUUCAAACUGUGGUCUUGCUCCAAAACUAGCCAUGCCUGACCCAUUGUCUAUCAGUCUGGCAUUUUUACUCAGGUGAAACUUGGUGUUUUAGUAAUAAGACUUUUAUAGUGUUUGUCAAACAAAUAAAAAACAUAUAAACUGUUCAAAAGACCCACCAAGACCACUUACUUGUUUAUAGUUUGUUUUUCUCACUGGCUGAUCAGGGUUUAUUUGUAUUCGAUUUUUCUUCUCAGGUAAUUUGAAGUGAGCAGAGGAGGAGUCUGACAUCUUCAGUGAAGAGGUUGUCACUCAGGGGCAGAUUGAAUCUAUUAACUCAUUAUGUUUUUCCACCCUUGGGCGUCGGAGUGCUGCUGAUUCCACAGCAGGAAAUCUCUUUACUGGCCCUGAAACAUUCCUCAUGCCUCUGCCCCCCUUUUUACUAACUGUGUUUUAUAAUGUAGUGUGAUCUCUGUCCUGAGGCACAGCUACAUCAAACAGCCACGACUUCAUGCCAUAUGUGACACAGGUUCAAGGCAGACUGCUCAGCGGGAGCUCUGUGUAUGUGUGAAUGAGGCUCAUUUAGGGUGCCAGGCUUUAUUCCCCCCUUCAGAUUGAGAUGCGUGCCAUUUCACCGUCUCCAGGCGUUUUGAAAGCAGCCCCAGAUCCCCCUGGCCUACAUUUGUAACAGGAUUUCAAACGUUCAUUUGGUUAAACAAUCAGUGUCAGAAUGCUUCAGUUCAGUCACAGUCACAAAAGUAAAGCUGUUGUGACAGUUAAUGCUAAUUUGCGUCACUUGGUGUCACUUCACACCAUGUAGGAGUAUUUAGGCUCUCACCAGCCCUGUAGGAUAGAGAAGUCAAAGGAAUAAGAAAAAUCUGUGAUGGUUUACAAAUUUUUCCAUUAUGCAAUAUGAAACUGUAGCACUGAAGUAUAAAUACUCAUUUUCUCUAUUUAAAGCAUGAGCCAAUGUUCCUUUAAAUUUGAUCGGAAGAACAGUUCUUUUGACUGUACUGAAUCUUUAGAAUCCGUUCAUUAAAAGGAUUCGUUCAAAAAAUUCGUUCACUGAAUCAGUCAGUGCUUCGGAGCCCCAUCCUGCCGGUGCAGUACACAGUGAGUGACACAGCCGCAAGUUCGUUUAUUGAACUAGCCCCCCCCCUCCCAGCUGCUGAAGUCACAGCAUCAUUCACUGGGUGACACGUGUCGUUCAUUUGCCAAGUCCUAAAGGAAGAAUCACUCCCCUGCCCUGAAAAACUCACCUCUCUGUGUAUCGCUGACGGUGAAAACAACACAGCAGCAAGCAGCAUGCCCGCUAAACAAACGCGAGUUGCUUUAAUCAGGAACAAAAUGUGGUUUCCUGUCAUGUGCUGUCAGAUUUUUUAUAUUUUGGGUGUUUGAUGACACCUUUUAAAACAGUCUGUCUGCUAACAGUCUUCAUCAGAAGGAGCUGUGGAUAAUAAACUGAGUGCUGGUUCUUAAGAGUCGUUCGUUUCGUUCACCAUACAGGGGGCUGUAAAUCUUCUGUUCAUGUACUGAUACAUGUCGUUCACUUACUGAUGCAUGUCGUUUACUGACUGACGUUUUGUUCACUGACUGUUUCGUCCACUGGCUGUUUCGUUUCGUUCACUGACUGUUUCGUUCACUGACUGAUACAUGUCGUCCAUUCGCUAUGAGUGAAUCACGAGACUCCGCCCGUCUGCUCACUCGCUGGCUGGCUGUGUGUCGUUCGCCAAAGAGUCAAAGGCGGCAGUUCCACUCCCGACCGGCGUGCCAGGCUCACGGUUGAGCUCAACUGAACUGAAAAAGGAACGAAUCAGGUCUCGGAGUGAUUCAGUUCACGUUGUUUACUCAGCAGUUCCGUACUUUUGAAUGAAGUGUUUAUUAACGACACAACACUAUCUCAAACCCUGGACUGUCCACUGUGUUGGACAGUCAGGUCUGAGUCUGAGAGUUUGAGAGUUUGAGUCUGAGUCCACUUGUUGUCGACAUUGUGUUUCUCAACUCCAACUCUUGUUUUGUGUCUAAAUUGCUAAUUAUACAUCAAGACCAAAAGACUGUAUAACACAUGGAGUUUGGCUCCCUGACAUUACCCAUUGGUUUCUAAAGAAGUGUGAUGUUCAUGCUGUAAAUUCUGGCUCUAACUUGUUCUGACUGCUUUAGAAAUCAGCCAAGAGUUGGAGUUAAGUCCACAGCCUUCCCACCUGGCAAACAGCGACAACCCAUUCACGUCAGUUAUAUCAUCUACAUCUGCAAUUAUGCCUCAUAAUGCACAAACUCAUGAGUCAUGUAAAAAUCAACCCUCAGCCAAAAUGAACAAAAUGAGGUUUAUGGACUAAAGCUGUGAACGUAAAAAUGGGCUUUUUCAAGACGGGCUCUAAUAGGGAUUCCUGGGCUUUUGGAGCCAGCCUGGAGUGGCCACUCCAGCAGCCACAGUUUUUGCACUUCCAAACUAACUUCAUUUUUUAGCACUUAGAGCUGCUGCUCGACAACGACCAGCAGUUUUCAGUAAAUGGUAAACGGACUGUGUUUAUAAAGCGCCUCCUCUAGUCUUCUGCGUACUCAAAAUGCUUUUUACCCAUUCACACACACUAAUGGUAAAGGCUGCUACGUAUAGAGUUCAUCAGUUUUUGACCAGUUCCAUUCACACACCAUGAGGUACAGCUAGUUAGGGCAGGUGAGGUCAAGUGUUUGUAACCUCAGCAUGUGUCUAAAACAACUCUAAAAGAAGAGGGAGAAUCUCAGUAGGCCUUUAUUCUCCAGUGUUGAAAUACGACAGAGUGGAGUUUGUAAAUUGAUGUCCAAUGUCACUCAUGUUACUGCUGUAGUUUUUGAAACCUUUUUCUGUUGAUUUUUGACAAGAAAGAAACCAUUUUAAUGUUUAAAAUAAGUCCCUCUUAGAUAUUUCUUUUUCUAUCAGAAUUACAGGAUGAGAGCGACUAACACGGCAGGUUCUGAAAUGAGAUGUUUUACAAUCACAUUUAGACAAAAUGACAGAGGGAAUGUUGUCUCUGGAGCAUACCUGUCUUUUGUUGUGUUUUGUUUUCUUUGCGAAGGCUUUAAUCAGGACCAAAAUGUUGUUUUUCUGUCAUGUGCUGUCUGAUUUCUAUAUUUUGGGUGUUUGAUGACACCUUUUAAAACAGUCUGUCUGCUAACAGUCUUCAUCAGAAGGAGCUGUGGAUAAUAAACUGAGUGCUGGUUCUUAAGAGGUGUUUGCACACAACAUACUGUAUGCUGACUGCCAGCGCAAAAUAAUAGUCUGCUUACAAACAUUACAAUUUGUUGCUUUGUUUCCCUGACUGUCAAUGUUCACUUGAUUGUGUUUCAAAGGUGCAUAUUCAGUUGCUGGUUUUAACGCAAAGAAAUUAAAAAUACACAAAAAUGAUGAUUCUGUUUCGUUUUAAUGAAGAGGGAGAAGAAACAGCAUAUCUGUCUCUCAAAUAUCAUAAAUAAUGCAGAAAAUAAAUACAAGAAACAAACAAACAAACAAACAAAAAAAAAACUGAUGGUAAUAUCAGCUGUUUGUGCAGAGUAAAACAUCGCAGCUCAGACAAAAUUGCAAAAGCUCAGGGCUUGACACUAAAGUAAGGAGCACACAAAGAACUUUUGGGGCACAAUGAAAAUUUAUCAAAUCAUGUGUGUCUUAUUGGUUGACUUAAGUACUAUUAUUUGACAUCAAUUUUAGGUCAAUUGGUCACAUGACAUGGAAGCUAUUGAAGGAAAACAGCCUUUUUUUUUAAGAACAUCAACCAGUACUUUAUUGAUGGUCUCUAUGGUUGAAUAUCCAAUCUAAAACCAACUUCACUGUGGUAUUUACAUGAAAACACAUUUGAUUUUUUUGUGCCCCUAAAUACAUUUUACAAUUCGCACACAUCUAUUUUUAGUCACAAAUGUGAGUGAAACAGUCGCACUGUCAAGCCCUGAAAAAGCGACUGAAUAGUUAAACGAUGAUGGAAAAGUGUGUCAAAUGUAGUUUAUCUUUAGCGGCGGAGGAUGUGGCGUAUAUUCCUAUACAUGUUCAUACAGCACUCCUGCUUGACCUUUGACCUCACAAACUAUCAGAUCCACAGGAAGGCCACUUUGCAGCCCCCUCAGCCCAAGUGUUUCCAGAUCCUUUAACUUUUAUCACUCUGCGCCCCUCCGACCCCCUGACCUAUAACGCUUCUUUAUGAGUGAAGGCCUGGCCUGCAGAAAUCAAUGAAAUACAGCCAGCUGUUAUGUAACGUCUGUGUAAUCAUAAUGUUUUUUGUUUUCCACAGAUUUCGAGGAUCUGUUUGAUGAUGAUGACAUCCAGUGACUUCUGACUUCAGAGUAAAGAUGGAUGAUAUUUGUACCACUCCACAUCAACCUUUUUUUUUGGUGAAAGCAAACCCUCUAUUUUCUGUCUAAUGACAUACAAUUUCCUUUCAUAGCGGUUCUAGUUUCAGGCUUUUUCAAACAUCCUUAAAAAGUCGACAGCGACUCCAGAUGUUGUGAAAUUCUUAAGAUCCCAAGGAUUCCUUCAUAUAUGGUAUGUUAAAAUUAUGAGCUUGUAUCCUGCUCAUGUCUCGGACAGCUCCUGGACUAGAUUGUAGGUUUCUGUGAGCAGGAGAACACCUGUUAGGAGUCUAAUUAUACCUGAUGGACAGAGGCUCCACAUGCUGUCUCUCUUAAACAUGCUGCAAGUGGCAUAAGAUAUAUGAUGGUGUGUUACAGUCGCUUAAAUUAUUCGUAUGACAGUGUGUUUUAGACAUACGUUCUGCAGUGGGUCAUGUUAUGUCAUCAUUUGUACAUACAUGUACAGUAGUAAGACAUCCAUAGUUGUAUUUUUUGAUAGAUUCUACAUGUGAAGCUCUUGAAAAUCAAUAAAUAAUAUUUUGUAUUUAUGUGGAAAAUUAAUGUCUUUAUUUAAAUAGAAAACAUAUUUAACAAGCUGUUAAAUAUAAAUGAGUUAUGUUUCAGCAGGAGUGUGCAGCUUGCACAAAUGGCAAAGUGAUGACUCAGAGUCCCCAGUCAUCGAUCAGCUGAUGAAUCCAUUUAUGUCCGUGCCCAGAAGUGUCGUGGUUAUGAAUAGACUUCUGGAGUGAGGCUUCAAAUCUGCGUAUAACUCAUUCAGGUUUCUCCUGCGUUGGUACGAACAGUGAAGAUAAAUCAGG
Messenger RNA from Xyrichtys novacula (pearly razorfish), 7542 nucleotides. The record is from the annotation of a GenBank genome assembly. NCBI's taxonomy places the organism in Eukaryota, Metazoa, Chordata, Actinopteri, Labriformes, Labridae.